AUGAGACCUCAAUAUACCAGCCCUAGCUUCGCGCCUGUGGGAAUUUUGUUACUCACGUCCCUGCCAAGUAUUUUGGCGCAAUGCGAACUUCCGUCCACCUAUAGUUGGACGUCAACAGAUGUAUUGGCAGAGCCCAAAUCGGGAUGGGCUUCCCUCAAGGACUUUACCAGCGUUGUGUUCAACGAUAAGAAUCUCGUGUACGCGACGUUCCACGACACCGGAUCGACCUGGGGCUCGAUGAACUUCAGUCCCUUCUCGGACUGGUCUGACAUGUCUUCGGCAACUCAGAACGCAAUGACUGAGGGCACUGUGGCGCCCACACUCUUCUACUUUGAGCCCAAGGACACUUGGAUUCUCGCGUAUCAAUGGGGUCCAACUGCCUUUUCCUACCGAACUUCAAGUGACCCCACCGACGCCAAUGGGUGGUCAUCGGCGCAGCCGCUCUUUUCCGGAACCAUCACCGACUCCAGCACUGGGCCUAUUGACCAGACUCUCAUCGGCGACGACACCAACAUGUACCUCUUCUUCGCGGGAGAUAACGGCAAGAUCUACCGGGCCAGCAUGACCAUCGCAGAUUUCCCCGGUGAUUUCGGCACAGACUCAGAGAUAAUCAUGAGUGACACCACCGACAACCUAUUCGAGGCGGUACAGGUCUAUACCGUCCAGGGUCAGAAGCAGUACCUUAUGAUAGUCGAGGCGAUUGGAGCCAAUGGUCGCUAUUUCCGCUCCUUCACGGCCGACAGCCUCGAUGGUUCAUGGACACCCCAGGCGGCCACCGAAAGCCAGCCCUUCGCUGGAAAGGCCAACAGUGGCGCCACUUGGACGAACGACAUUAGCCAUGGAGAUCUCGUGCGCAGUAACCCUGACCAGACGAUGACCGUUGAUCCGUGUAACUUGCAGUUGCUCUAUCAGGGACGUGAUCCUAACUCCAACGCCGACUAUAACCUCCUGCCGUACCGGCCUGGUGUGUUGACACUGAAGCAGUAA
Messenger RNA from Aspergillus steynii IBT 23096, 987 nucleotides. Its product is annotated as arabinoxylan arabinofuranohydrolase. Gene Ontology annotation, molecular function: alpha-L-arabinofuranosidase activity. Gene Ontology annotation, biological process: L-arabinose metabolic process. NCBI's taxonomy places the organism in Eukaryota, Fungi, Ascomycota, Eurotiomycetes, Eurotiales, Aspergillaceae. Bases 1 to 987 code for a protein of 328 amino acids. The transcript has a single exon. The record is from RefSeq and is a predicted model, not a curated record.